AUGAAUUCUCUCAAACCCGACUCGGGCCUGGCUCGCGCCGCCCGCUACGCUGUUCCCUUCGUGCUGCUGCUGAUCCCCAUUUGGAUGACGAAAGUCAACACCGUCAUUCCAGAACCCUAUUUGGACGAAGUGUUCCAUGUCCCGCAAGCUCAGGCAUAUUGGCACCAUAAAUGGACGCAUUGGGAUCCUAAGAUCACGACGCCUCCGGGCCUGUAUCUGUGGUCCUAUGUCAUUUGUGCCGGUAUUCGGGCCCUCCGCGGCACUCCGACCGAACUCGACCCGGAAGCUCUGCGCGCAACCAACAUGGCGGCCGGAACUGUGUUCUUGCCCUUAAGAUUGCAGACAUUGCUGGAUACUUUGCGCAAGCAGCGUAACACUCGUCCCGCGGGGGCCUGGCUGAGCCAUACCGUCUUGAACAUCUGUCUCUUCCCGCCGAUCUUCUUUUUCUCCGGCCUCUACUACACCGAUAUUCUCUCGCUGCUGGUGGUGAUCGAAGCUUACAAUUGGGACCUGAAGCGGACUUCGACGAUUACGACUGUUCCUUAUCGACAUCUCGUGUUCAUUGUAUUCGCGCUGCUGUCGUUGGCCUUCAGACAGACCAACAUCUUCUGGGUCACACUUUUCUUGGGCGGGCUGCAGGCGGUGCGAACAGUGAAGAAAUAUUCCAACAAUACUGGCCCAGAGGCGAAAAACGGCUUACAUGACCCUUUGGUGUCGGAGGCUGCGAUUGGAGACUACUUCCAAACGGCCUUUUCCCUGGGUAUCGCCGUUCUGCGCAACCUGGGUCGCAUUAUCGUGGCGGCCAUUCCCUAUGCCAUAGUGCUCGCUGCCUUUGGUGGGUUCGUGGUGUGGAAUGAUGGCGUUGCUUUGGGCCAUAAAGAAUUCCACUCUGUAGGAGUACACCUGGCGCAAAUGCUGUACAUUUGGCCGUAUAUCGCGUUCUUUUCGUGGCCAAUUCUCGUUACGCCAAUUCUCAACUUGCUGCUGCCGCAGUCGUGGUUGCCCAAGGUCUUGAACUAUGGAUUUCCCGAGAAGCAGAGGAAGCUGCCCCGAUUCUGGACAGCUUUGGUACUUAUCCCGGCCAUGCUUGCCGUUGUGCAUUUCAACACCAUCGUUCAUCCGUUCACCCUUGCCGACAAUCGCCAUUAUAUGUUCUAUGUAUUUCGCGUGCUCCUCGGAAGCCAUCCUGCCGCUAGAUAUGCCGCCACCGUCGCCUACUUUCUUUGUGGCUGGGCUGUCAUUUCCGCGUUUGGGUUCGUGAUAUAUCCAGCGCCUCCCCAGUUCAUUCGAGUGCCCGCUUCAGCAUCUCCACAGUCGAAGAAGCAGGGGGCUAAGGAAUCCGGCUCGAAGCCGAGAGCGGAGCGCAAACAGAAGCCUUCUAAAAAGACCGCUGCGCCUGCACCCGCUCGGGCACCACCCAUCAGUCCCGAGGCCUAUGCUCAGCUGCAACAACAUAUCAUCCAGCGUCAAAGACAAGAAAACCAGGGACCGCGAGUGAGUUUUGUACUCGUCUGGCUUGCCGCGACCACUGUUUCUCUGAUUGUGGCUCCUCUCGUCGAGCCGCGGUACGCGAUUAUUCCAUGGGUUAUGUGGAGGCUCCAUUUGCCGCCGCAGCCUACGCCGCAAGCGUACCGGCAACAGCGCCCUCAGAAUGAGAAGGAGGCGCUGCACAAAGAGAUCGCAACUAAUUUCCCUCUCUUCUUGGAGACGCUGUGGUUCCUGGUCAUCAAUGCGGUGACGGGGUAUGUGUUCCUGUACAAAGGGUUCGAAUGGCCCCAGGAACCUGGCAACAUCCAACGGUUCAUGUGGUAA
Messenger RNA from Aspergillus melleus, 1812 nucleotides. RefSeq names its product dolichyl-P-Glc:Glc(2)Man(9)GlcNAc(2)-PP-dolichol alpha-1,2- glucosyltransferase (gene alg10). Lineage: Eukaryota; Fungi; Ascomycota; Eurotiomycetes; Eurotiales; Aspergillaceae. Gene Ontology annotation, molecular function: dolichyl pyrophosphate Glc2Man9GlcNAc2 alpha-1,2-glucosyltransferase activity. The coding region runs from base 1 to 1812 and encodes 603 amino acids. Gene Ontology annotation, cellular component: endoplasmic reticulum. The record is from RefSeq and is a predicted model, not a curated record. Gene Ontology annotation, biological process: protein N-linked glycosylation; dolichol-linked oligosaccharide biosynthetic process. The transcript is spliced from 3 exons.